Messenger RNA from Protobothrops mucrosquamatus (brown spotted pit viper), 1467 nucleotides. RefSeq names its product bone morphogenetic protein 3 (gene BMP3). The record is from RefSeq and is a predicted model, not a curated record. Gene Ontology annotation, biological process: osteoblast differentiation; SMAD protein signal transduction; BMP signaling pathway. The transcript is spliced from 3 exons. Gene Ontology annotation, molecular function: cytokine activity; growth factor activity. NCBI's taxonomy places the organism in Eukaryota, Metazoa, Chordata, Lepidosauria, Squamata, Viperidae. Gene Ontology annotation, cellular component: extracellular region. The coding region runs from base 1 to 1446 and encodes 481 amino acids.
AUGGCGGGCUCUCCGCGCGCGCUGCUCUGGUGGUGCCUCUGGCUCAGCUGCAGCCUGGUGGCCGAAGGGUCCGGGGAGCGCCCGGGCGGGCUCGGCCAAAGGAGCGUCGGAGGAGGGCGAGGCGUCGGCGGGCGCGGGAGCCGGGCGGCCGAAGCGGAGGCGGAGGUGGAGCAGCCCGCCCCGCCGGCGGCGGUCUCGGCCGGAGACAAGGUGUCGGAACACAUGCUGCGUCUCUACGUCCGCUACAGCGGCCGGGCUCAGGACUCCGAGGCGCCCGGAACGUCCCGGCUGCUUCAUCUCCAAGAAGGCAACACGGUGCGAAGCUUCCGAGCGCUGCCGCCAGGGAUACUUGGCAGCAAAGAGGUGUAUGUUUUUAAUCUAACCUCCCUCACAAAGUCCGAAAACAUCUUGUCGGCUCUGUUGCAUUACUACGUUGGAGAUCUCCAGAACAGCAGCACCCACUGCCCUCAACCCAACACCUGUUCUCAUCUGGGCCCCCCAAAAUCUGAGCUACAGAUCAGGCUUUUGCUGUUCAGUUCUCUGUCAUCAGCAAACCAGUCUCGGACCCUGGGGCGUUACUUGGUCAACAUCUCGACUGCUUUGCAAGAUGACCAUUUGUGGCAAUGCAAAAACAUCACUCAGGACUUGAGCCGAGCAAAGGAGCGCGACCAUCUCAUGAUCGGGGUCCAAAUGGCCUCUGUUGGCCAGCCUCCGUGGAAGAGCCUCCAUCUCCGCUAUGAACCCUACAUCCUUGUCUAUGCCAACGAUUCCGCCAUUUCAGAACCGGAGAGCGUGGUUUCCAGCUUGCAAGGCCAUUGGAAUCCGCCGCCUGGGACAUCCCCCAAAUUGGACAGCCGGUCAAUCAGUGACCUCAGUGGACAGCGGCCCAAACGUUCCACCAGCUUCCUUCUCCCCUUGCAGAACAACGAGCUUCCAGGAGCCGAGUAUCAGUAUAGUGAGGACGAAGGAUGGGAGGAGAGGAAGCACUACAAAACCCUGCAGCCACGGCUGGCAGAAAGGGCAAAGGGUAAGAAAAAGCCCAGAAAACACAGUCAUCCGAAGAGCCAGACGCUCCAGUUUGAUGAGCAGACCUUGAAAAAGGCACGGCGGAAGCAGUGGAAUGAACCAAGAUCUUGUUCGAGGCGCUAUCUCAAAGUAGAUUUUGCCGAUAUAGGCUGGAGCGAAUGGAUCAUUUCUCCUAAAUCUUUUGAUGCUUAUUACUGCUCAGGUGAAUGCCAGUUCCCUAUUCCGAAGGCCCUGAAGCCAUCAAACCACGCAACAAUUCAGAGCAUAGUGAGAGCCGUAGGGGUGGUUUCUGGCAUCCCGGAGCCUUGCUGUGUUCCAGACAAGAUGUCACCUCUCAGCAUUUUAUUCUUUGAUGAAAACAAAAAUGUGGUACUCAAAGUGUAUCCAAAUAUGACAGUGGAAUCCUGCGCCUGCAGAUAACAUAUUCCUGCUUUCUACAGC